Messenger RNA from Ceratina calcarata, 3207 nucleotides. It is a transcript of the gene Med, whose product is annotated as Smad/Smad4 homolog Medea. The transcript has 12 exons. The coding region runs from base 549 to 2561 and encodes 670 amino acids. NCBI's taxonomy places the organism in Eukaryota, Metazoa, Arthropoda, Insecta, Hymenoptera, Apidae. Gene Ontology annotation, molecular function: I-SMAD binding; RNA polymerase II cis-regulatory region sequence-specific DNA binding; DNA-binding transcription factor activity, RNA polymerase II-specific. The record is from RefSeq and is a predicted model, not a curated record. Gene Ontology annotation, biological process: SMAD protein signal transduction; regulation of transcription by RNA polymerase II; BMP signaling pathway. Gene Ontology annotation, cellular component: heteromeric SMAD protein complex.
AAUUUCCUGAAUUUACAUCUUUCGUUCUGAUUUAUGUUGAGUGAAAUGUUGAAGUAAAACGAUCGAAAACUGUUAUUGAUAAUGAGUCGGAAUAGAUUUGUUAGAGGUUCAUAAGAGAAAAAGGGAAUGAGAAUAGGACGCAGGAUUAUUUAUUGCGGUUGCGAACAUUGAAACUUGCGCGUGGUAGCCUGGCGCUUUAGUCGCUUUGCCGAUUGUGCAUUUAGAUACUAGAGAUAAGUGCGUUUCUACCAGGUUCAGCCGAUGUCGCAACGAUUCAAUCUAACCUCCGAAAAAAACUAGCAGCGUCCUACUCGAAGUAACUGUCAGUUCACGGUACGUCAUCGUGAGGGGAUUCGAUUAAGGUUACUUCGUGUUAUUCCCAACUUCUAUUUGUUCAUCAACCGAUAAGCGAGUCUACGUCCGCGACACAUGGCUAACAGAUCGUUGCUAGAUGGUAAAUCAUAAAAAUCUGAUCACGUCGAAGCUAAGGAUAAGAAUAGUGUCUCAAUCGAAGAAUUGGAACGGUAUUCGCCACGGCUUUCACAGAGAUGGUUGGAUUGGCGGGCGGGGGAGGUCAUCUGUAUCCCUCGCCCCCAAUGCAACCUAAUCCAGAAUUGAGAGAAAUGACAGGAAUUGCUCCUAGUGCUCCAACCAGUGCAGAUGCAUGUUUGAGCAUAGUGCAUUCUCUCAUGUGUCAUCGCCAGGGUGGUGAGAGUGAAGGUUUCAGUAAAAGAGCCAUUGAAUCUUUAGUGAAAAAACUAAAAGAAAAACGAGACGAGUUAGAUAGCUUGAUAACUGCUAUUACUACAAACGGAGCUCAUCCAAGUAAAUGUGUCACGAUCCAGAGAACACUGGAUGGGAGGCUUCAAGUUGCCGGUCGUAAGGGUUUCCCACACGUUAUUUACGCGAGAAUCUGGAGAUGGCCAGAUUUACACAAGAACGAAUUAAAACAUGUCAAGUACUGCCAGUUUGCUUUUGACUUAAAAUGCGAUUCUGUAUGCGUGAACCCAUAUCACUAUGAGCGGGUUGUAUCUCCUGGCAUAGACCCGUUCUUUACAGACCUAUCUGGACUAACUCUACAGUCGGGCGUAGGCGUGGGACCAGGUGGUAGAUUGGUCAAAGAUGAGUAUUCGGUUGGCGGUGGAGGAACCGCUGCGGCUGGAGCGGUAGCGUCUGCGAUGGACGUUGACGGAGAGAUGAACCAAACUAUUCAACAUCAUCCGCCUGCUCAACCCACCUCGUCUAAUAACACUCAACCAUCGCAGCAGACUUUCAUACCCGGCCUAGCACCACCCAAUCCAACUAGUGGUGAGGGUGUGUUUGGCAGUAAUGGGGGAGGGAAUAGUGGUGGUAACCCACACAAUAAAUUGGAUGACAAUAGUUGUCCCAGACAAACCUGGAUUCCUACACCUCAUCAUCCUACGACACGUAACAUUCAUCAUCCAGUAGUACAUCCAAUGAGUCACACCGUAGGUAGCCAACAGCAGCCCUUGAGCACGUCCAGUGGAGGCAACGGGGCACAGAUGCUGAGUCCUUCGCAAGGACAAUCUACCGAAACAUUUUACGGAACGAAUACACCACCACAGGACAUUAAUCAGCCGCCUACCGUUGACGCAUUAGCAUCUUUAGUAUCCACAGGUGAAGGUCAAAACUCUCCCGUAUCACCCGUACACCUACAUCAUCCGAAUGGAUUUCCAGUUGGCACAGCCGCUUACAAUUCAGGGGCGCCUCAAUGGACUGGACCUAAUACUCUCACAUAUACUCAAAGUAUGCAACCACCGGACCAUAGACACCUUCACCCUACGUCUUAUUGGGGUGGUCACGGGGGUGAAGUAGGUGGCAACAUCGGCGGUUUGUUAUCUACCCAACCAGCGCCAGAAUAUUGGUGUUCCGUUGGCUACUUUGAAUUAGAUACUCAAGUGGGGGAAACGUUUAAAGUAAGCAGCGGUUGUCCUACCGUAACCGUCGACGGAUACGUAGACCCAAGCGGCGGUAAUAGAUUUUGCUUAGGAGCUUUAAGCAAUGUACACAGAACGGAACAAAGUGAGAAAGCUCGUCUUCACAUAGGAAAGGGAGUCGUAUUAGAUUUAAGGGGCGAAGGAGACGUUUGGUUGAGAUGCCAAAGCGAACAUAGUGUCUUUGUACAGUCUUACUAUUUAGACAGAGAGGCAGGUCGUGCGCCCGGUGAUGCUGUGCAUAAAAUUUAUCCUUCCGCGUAUAUUAAAGUGUUCGAUCUUCGGCAGUGUCAUAAACAAAUGAGAGGGCAGGCGGCUACUGCUCAAGCGGCAGCCGCGGCGCAAGCUGCAGCCGUGGCAGGACACUUGACGCACGGAGCGCCGAUUACUAAGAGUCUUAGCGCAGCAGCAGGGAUAGGCGUAGAUGAUCUCCGACGACUCUGCAUUUUACGUUUGAGUUUCGUAAAGGGUUGGGGUCCCGAUUAUCCCCGGCAAAGUAUAAAAGAGACACCAUGCUGGAUAGAGGUACACUUACAUCGAGCCCUUCAGUUGUUAGAUGAAGUUUUACAUACGAUGCCGAUAGAUGGUCCACGGGGAAUUGAAUAAUUUUAUUUAAUUUUGGACAAUAUCUAUGUUACAAAAGACAUCACAUCGCUACAAACUCUGCGUCAAGUGUGCAAAAUGUAUAAAGCGCGUACGCGUGCGAUAUUGUGUUGUAUCGUGUGAAACUUUAUAAGAUAAUCAUCGCGGAUAACGUUUCGCACGGGAACAUUGCGAUCUUUAGAUUCGGCAGGAAACAUCCCGAGAUCUACGUCGAGAUUUUUUAUAUAUUUUCCACACAUGAUUUAUCGCACAGAAUGAAGUGUGUGCCACGGCCUUGCAUUACCGUCAACGUACAAACGUUUCGCGAAGAAGAUAUUAUUUUUCUUUAUGAAAAAUUAUUUUUUAAGAAGAAGGAAGCGCAUCUACAGAAAGAAAUGAAGGUAGGGCGAUAGGCUUCUAUUUUAUAAUAGGCAGUCGCUAUCUGAUUUAAGAGGAGAGGGAAGAAAUAAUACAUUUUCCAUGGCAUGGCCUGGUGAGCUCAGCGAAAUGCGUGGGUAAAUCGUGAUACUUUCGGAAACAUUAAUAGUCACAAUCUCGUUUUUUGAGAUUAGCUUUGUAAGAUAGCGUAACUGACAUAUAUCCUACUUAAAGAACAGUAACAAGAUUUAAAUACAGUGUUUAUGUCGAAAAUACAACAACGGUGAAAGGA